AUGUCUGAGAACACACUUUUCAAUGAAUGUUUAGCUUGUAAAAUGAAAUUUGAGACAAGACAAUAAUUGGAGAACCACGUCAAGAGAGUAAAUAUCGGCGAUUCUAUUUAAUUAGUUUUGUGUGAGCUCAGAUUAUGGGUCUUAAAAUAAAUUGGAGGAGAAAUACUAAAGAGAAUUAUUGAAUUUAAAAAAGAGCAAUGCUCCUGGAGCAAGAGAAAUUAUUGAGACGGGCAGACCUCCACCAGGUUAAUAAUAAAAGAACCAAUUAUCUUUGGAUGCCUUAAAGGAUUAAAUGAAAUAAUAAGAUGAUGAAUACAAAAGGUUAAAUCGAAUGGCCUAGAAAAGAAGAGAGGAUGAAAUGGAUGAUGAUUUAAAUAAACUAAAGAAUGAUAGGCAACAGAUCAAAAUGAAAAGAGAUGAUGAUAGACAAGCAUUUGAAGAAUUGUUACAUGAGGUUGAAUAGAAAAAGGAGAAGGAGAUCAGGGCUAGAAUAGAGAAGGAUGAGAUUCGAAGAGCCUUGAUGGACUUAGAGAAAGCAAAAUUAUCAGCCAUCGAACAGGAGAGGAAAAGAGAGUUAGAGAAACUUAUAGCUGAGAGGGAAGCUCUGAGAAUGAAAGAAGGGGAACUCAUUAAAGAUAUUGAAUAGAUGGAACAGAAUACACAUAUGCUUGAUCAGAUGAGGUAAGAGGAAGUCUCAAAAAUCAAUAACGUAAUUGAUGGAAUGCAAUUAAAAUAAAAAAACAAUACAAAAUUGAAUGAGGAUCUAAUUUAGGAAAGAUCAGACAACGUGGCCAAGUUAAAAUUAAAGCGAGAAUAAUUAGAGGGAGAACGACUCAGAAUCAUGGACAAUUUGGAUAGACUGCGAAAUGGGGAUUUGAAGGCUGCUUAAAGAGGAGGCACUAUGAAUUUGGUUGCAAAUGCAAAGAACAUUUUGGGUGAUAUGAAAUAGAUGGAGAAUUUCAAUGCCAAAUUACAUGAUGGAAGAUUUGCAGAACAACAGCAAAGAAUAAAUCAAUUGAAACAAUAGAAACCUGAAUUUAUGUAAUUUGAUGGAGACGAGGCUUUUGGAUAGAGAGCAACUGUUGGAUAAUAGGCUGUGGAUAUGUAUAAAAAUAAGAAUCCUUAGACUCAUGGAGAACUUUAAGCAUUCAGAUAAGGGAUUGAAUAGCAUGCAAAUAGUAUGAUGGAUUAAAGUUUGUCACAGAGUGCUAACAUGAGCUAAGUCAGGAGAUAACCCUCAUCCUAAAUCAAUAGAGCACCAGCCACUAGAUUAUAGCCCUAAUAAACUAUAUAGAGUUUCCCUGAUGUGAAUUAAUAACUUUAAUAGCAAUAAUAAUAACAAUAAUAAAUUGAAGUCUUAAAAAAUGCUUGGGGUGUACCCAUUCCUUAAUUUCAAAAUAAUUAAUUUCAAAUGCUACCACAAUAACCUUAAGCUUAGUAACCAUAAUUCCAAAUGAAUCCUAUGAUGCAAUAUAAUGCAUUUGCUUAACCACAAAUGAUGCCUGCUUACAAUCCAGUAAUGCAGCAAUAACAACUAUAGUCAUAACAACAAGGGCCAACAGCAUUUGGACAAUUUGCUUUGAAUCAAUUAGCAUUGAAUUAGGAAGGUAAAAAAAUGAAGGACCCAUGGAGCAUUUUCAAUAGAAAAAAUGAGUUUUUUUUGAUGAAUGAAGUUCGGGGUGUUGAUUUGACAGAAGAGGAGAGAGUGCUAAUGAGUCUAUAGGCUUAGGAAAUUGAUAGUCUGAGGGUAAUUUCUAGAAUUCCUGUAGGGACAGAAUUGUAUAGAUUUAAGGUUGAGUAAUAUAAGGAAUUGUCCACAAUGAGGGCAGAAAUAGAGAAGAUUGUGUAGGAGUAGCGUUUACAGGAUGCAAGAAGAGAUUUUGAGAUGGAAAGGAGAGAGGAUGAUAGACAAUGGGAGAAUGAGAAAUGGGUAGAUGAUAAUAAGAAGUUCAUCAUUGAGAAUAGAUUAAGAAAAGAUAAUACCUAGAAAAGAUAGUAAAUGCAAGCGUAUAAUCAAAGUGAGGGAUUCGUAGUUCAUUGGGAUUACACUUUAGGAUUGCCUAGAAGGAGUAAUUACAGUUAGGUAGUAUUUGGAGUUUAUAAUGGAUAACAGGUGAUUUGUUAGCCUAGAUUGGUUGAACCAAGAGAGAGUGAAACAGAAAAUUAAAAUCACAAUAGAUGCAUCUUUGGAGAUGCACACUAAGUUUUCGAGGUACCUGCACAUCCAGAUACCCUGAUGAUUAUGGAAGUUCAAAUUCCUUUCAGCAAGAGAGUUGAAGAUAACGUAGGUAGAACUGAAACCUAUGGAUGGACUUAAGUGGAUCUGUUUGAUCAUAACAAGUAAUUGAAACGGGGUAAAUUUAAAUGUCCUGUUUACUAUGGACCUACAAGUCCAGAGAUUACUGUGGAAGAGAUCUAGAAUUUGGAACCCAUUCCUAAUUGUUGGGUCUAUUUUAGAAUAGGAUAUCCGAAUGAUAAAGAUUAUGGGGAAGUCAAAACGAUUUACCCUGAAUAAACUCAACAUGAAUACAUAGUACCUUAUAUCCAUCUGAGAGGAUUGUUUGGAAAGAGAGAAAAGGUGAAAAAUAUGAAGGGAAUGGAAGAAAGCUAUGAAACCAGAUAUGGGGGCAGAGGAUAUAAGAUGAUUGAAGAAAUUAUAGAGGAGAGUUAAUUAGUGGGGGGAGCAGCAGGAGGUAAAUCUAAUAUGGAAGAAUACGAGAUUACUGGACAGCCACCUCCUAUGCAGAAGUAUGGAAUGAGGGAGGAAGAACCUCCAAUUUAAGAUGAUGGAAAAUAGAAAGGAUUGAGAUUGAUCAUUUAUAGGGUUGAUAACCAUUAGGCCAGGUCUCAUUUGAGAGUUAUGGCAGGACUGUUUGAGGAAGGCAAUUUAGUUUUGGAUGCAAAUGGGUUGCCAGUUGCAUUUAAUACUUCUAUUCACAAUCCUUUGGAUCAAAAGAAUAGACAAGUUUUAGCAAAUGAAUAUAUUAUACCCUUACACAAACCUAACGUUGAGUAUGAUGGAAUGAAUAAUAAGGCAUAAGGUCAGGAUAUCAUAUUCUAGGAGGAGUAUAGAGUAUUUCGAAAUCUAUAUGCAAUGAUUAAGAAGAACAAAAAGGAUUUAUAUAUUGGAUUAUAGGUAGUUGAAAAACCCGAGCCAGUUGAUUUGUAGGAAUCAGUUUUGAAUGAAACACAAAAGAAUUACGCAGGAUUAGAAUUUGAUUUAAAGGGAUGGCAAUUCCUCAAACUGACUUAAGAUGAUGGCAGUCUGCUAACUGGAAGAUUCAAAAUGAAAUUAUUUAAACCACCUUUAAGACGACCGCCUAUCGAUCCUACUAAAGUAUAGGAAAUGGAUGAAGUUAUUGACUUUGCUUUACAUUAAUUUGCUUAUACAGAAAAGGAUAUUGAAGAAUUUAAAAAGUAGAUGAAGCAUAAACAUAAGAAACCGAAAUUGGAGGAGAUUAAAGAUAUUCCAUUAGACAAUAGUCCAUAUAUUCCUAAUUUCUAGCAAUAAUGGAUAAAUGAAUAAUUUGAGAGAAGACACGGAAUCGAUUUUUACAUAGAUGGAUUAAGGUUCUUGCCUGAUAAAGUAACAGCUUGUAAAAUGUACAUGGAAGUAUACAAUAGAAGAUAUGAAAAAUUGUUUGAUGCUGAAACAGCAGCUCCUGAUCUCAAUAGCAUGGCCUAUAAUCCAACAUUUUACUUCAGAAGAGAAUUGAGAAAAGAGAAGUUUGAUCCAACAGCUAUUGCUUUGAUCACUGUUGUAACUGUAGACAAGAGUACUAAUGAUAACAGAAUUGUUGGUUAUGCUGCUAUUAAUUUAUUUUUGAAUCCUGGUACUAAAUCUCAACCGGAGGAUUCUAAUGAAGAUAAUUAUGUAGUGUAUUCUGGAGCAUAUUAAAUCCCAUUGUUCAGUCAAUAGUUAGACAGAACACCACCAUUUGAUAUGAAAAAGAUGUAAAUAAUAUAUUAAAAUGUAGUUACUCCCAUGAACGAUCUCCAUGUUGCACUGUAUUAGUGAGAAUGUUUAAAGCACCUUUGAGUGAAGAUGGCAAACGAGCUCUAUCCAUCAAAGAAUUUCCGAGCUUAAAGGAUUAAAUAGCCAGAAAUAUCAUGAGGCCUCGUCCUUAAUAUGGGGCAAGUGCCUACAACACUGAAUUAGCUCCUAUCACUGAAUCAGAAAAUGAAUUGUUUGCUCAAAGAACUAUCAGACCUGAUAUAAGUGUUCGAGAGGCUGCUUAUUUAUUAAUAAAGGGAGAAUAAAUUAAUAGAUAAUACAAAGAUAAUGAGAUAAUCAACUAUCUGGAUAAUCGUAUAUCCUUGACUCAUGACACAUUCAUGAUCGAUAUGAUGUAUUUUGCCAAAUACAGACCAUAAGCUGGAUUCAAAUUGACUGUUGAUGGAUUACAUAAUGUUGUUAAUCAAUCACACAUGUACGUGGUCUUUUAUUCCUUAUCAUAACCUGGAACCUUUUAUCUAGAACCUAGAGACAUCACUCAAGGACACAUGUGUUCUAAUUAUGAUUUCGAUUCCAAAAUCAACACUCCUGAAUAUGAUGAUGCUUGGUUCAAAUUCAAAGAAAAUGCCAAUAGAUAUCAGAAUAUCAUUUUAGACAUUAAAUCAGUGCCAUUCUCAAAACCAGAUGGAGCCAUCUCAGAUGUGGGUUGGACUAUCUUGCCUGUAUUCUCACCUGAUAAUUAUGUUGUGUCCAACUGUUAUCAAUUACCAGUGUUCAGAGGAUCAGUCCCAAGAGCUGUGAUUGAAGAUAUUAAAAAACAAGAUGCUUGGGAUUACCUUCGAGAUUAAGUCACCAACAAUAAAGUGUUUUAUCUCAAAAAUAUGUCCAUUAUUGUCAGAUUAGUGGAUGCUUAAAGAGAAGUACUUUUUCAUUUCAUUCUAGGGGCAUUUUAAUAAACGUAUGGAUUGUGAUAGAUUACAAUAUAAGUAUCUUCCACAAGGAGAUCGAAUCAAACAAUGGUCUUACAAUCCUGCAGUUGUUUUGGAUUAAAUGAGUAUGAAGACUAUUAAAUCUUUGAUACCAUUCAAAGACAACCCUGCUGCUUACAAUAGAAAAGUCACAGAGUACUUUGCCAAUUCCUAUGGUUUAACUCAAUAUCUUGGAAAUUGA
Messenger RNA from Paramecium octaurelia, 5125 nucleotides. The record is from the annotation of a GenBank genome assembly. Lineage: Eukaryota; Ciliophora; Oligohymenophorea; Peniculida; Parameciidae.